AUCCCAGAGACACCACAACCAGGGUGGCCAUUGUGCUACAGAACGAAAAACAAGGGCUCCGCUUACGUCGAUGUUCAGCGUGUGGGGAAUGCGCAAUGUGAAUUCGAUAAUGCGGAUUCGAAAGGGAUCUCCCACUUCUACAUUGGAGGGGAUGGAGGCAGCGCAGACGACACAAGAAGCCAAGAAGAAUUGUCCGUGACGGUGACGAAUGUCCUGCUGUACAACCGCCCGUUGACUUCCGAAGAGAUUGCAGGGCUUGCCAAAAAUACAAUUACUAUUCCGAAGCCGGAGGGUCCGAAGAGAUCGGUGGUGGAUACUCAAUCACCAGCGACAAGUGGACCAGAUUUGGAGGGAACCGUGUCCUUGUCCAAUUCUGCCGGGCAACGGCCGUUGGAAGAGGAACCGUUGAAGGCGAAUUUUCGUGGUGACGGUGUAUCCAGUGCAGCUUUCGUUGCCACGACUCCCUCGUCUGAUGCUGCUCAAGCGGUGGCGACAGGGAGUGGAGAUACGAUGCAGGGAAAUGGAUCACCCCAAACUCCUGAGGUGAGCGUGAGCUCUGGCGGGCAUGGGGAGACGGCGGGAGGAACGGAUGCGCAGGGAGAGGAGGAGGUUAUUACACAGGUCGGGGACGUAAAUGCUACGGCACUCAGCAGCAGCCUCGGAAAUGUGUCGCAGGGGAAUAACAGUGAUGAUGGCACUGUGUGUGGGAGCGGACUGCUGCCAUCGCUGCUGCUUCUGUUGGGACUGUGGGGGUUUGCGGCUCUGUGA
Molecule: messenger RNA, 768 nt
Organism: Trypanosoma cruzi
Lineage: Eukaryota; Euglenozoa; Kinetoplastea; Trypanosomatida; Trypanosomatidae
Product: trans-sialidase, putative
Exons: 1
Molecular function (GO): exo-alpha-sialidase activity
Source: RefSeq, a predicted model, not a curated record